GAGAGGCGGCCCCGCUGCUCUGGGGGCAGAACCACUGAAGGGCCACAGCCUGGGAGCGCUGCCUGGCGAGGGGGGCUCGGCGGGGGUCGGGGCAGCAGGGGCGCGCCCUGGCCGCCUGAGCGCACCGCGGCGGGACCGAGCCGCCUGGGAGUGCAGCGUCCGAAGAGCAGCGCCCCGAGGGAACCCGCGGCCACCGCCGCAGCAUCUGGCGCCUCGCUGCUGGGUUUCCUCCUCCCGCCGCCUCCUCCUCCCACAGGCGGCGGCUGCUCCAGCUGCCGGGACUGGCCGCGCCGCGCGCUGCCUCUGGCUCAGAAGCGACCCGGGCAGCAGAGCAGCCGCAGCGAGCAGCGAGGGCUCCCCCGCCGGCCGGCCGGGCCAGAAUGAUUGCCUGUGGAGUGCAGCACUGCUGUGCUGGCAGAGUCCAGGAGCUUUUACUGAAAUUCAAGAUUUCUCUAGCUAUCAUUUUACUUCACGUGUUUCUGGCUACCUCGGACAUACCUCAGGAUGGUUUCCUAGGACAAUACAGAGCUGUUUUUAAGACUGCAUGUGAAGAUGCUUGGUCUCUGUCACCAGGAAUUCAUGUGCCUACCCUGAAAGAAUUCACAGUCUGUGUGUACCUUAAGCUAGUGACUUCUAGUAAUCCCUGGACUGCUUUUGUAUACAAUAUAAAAAGACCUGGUAGCACUACUUCUGCAAAUAGCUAUGAACUUGGACUUACAGGAGAUCAUGACAAAUUGACAGUUUGGAUGUUUGGCACCCAAAUAAACUUAAAGGAGAAACUUAAUGUGGACACUUGGUACCAAGUGUGCAUAGAGUGGAGAAGUAAAUACAAGGAGAUGAAACUAUUUAUAAAUGGAACAGAAAAAAGAAGCCAAAAACUGUUAAAAGAAGACCUUAUUGCAGAUGGGCAGAUUUUACUUGGCUGUUCACAAUCAUCAGCCACAUCUUCAGCCAUGGGUAUGGUUGGUGAGCUGUACAUGUUCAGAAUGUGGAAUGAAGCAGAUAAAAUAUCUGGCUGCACAGAUGGUAAUAUUAUAGGCUGGAGAAAGAAAAAUUGGGUCUAUAAUCACACAUUAGAAGAGAGCAACACUUUGCCAUGUGCAAAUAAUGUAACUUCCAGAUCAUCAGUUGCAAAAUCUUCAGAAACCAUAUCUGAUACAACUUCAUUAGAAAAGACAAGCACUUCAGAAUCCUCUAUUGUUACUUUUAUCACCUACCCCAUUAAUGCUUCAGCUACAAGUUCAGAUAUAAGCACUGCAGCCAGAACUUUAAGUGUGGUGCCAAAGCCAAACCAUACAGAAACUACUAUCCCUGAAUUUAACUUCUCCACAACAGUAGAAUCCUCUAUCGUUACUUUUAUCACCUACCCCAUUAAUGCUUCAGAUACAACUUCACUAGAAAGAACAAGUGCUGAAGAUGGAACUUUAAGUGUAUGGCCAGAGCCAAACCAGACAGAAACUUCUAAUAUCCCUGAAUUUAACUUCUCCACAACAGCAGGGAAAUUAUCUGCAAAUAUAACCUUCAAUGUAACUGACAGUGUUACUCUACCAACUACUGCCAUUACGAAUGGUAUAAGUUGUAAAAAUGAAACAAAACUAACUGGUAACAACUUAUAUAAUUUAUCAGCCAUCUGUAAUAAUUCAGUUUUCUACAUGGGCUAUAUAAAAUUUCAAUACAGUGAAAAAAGCAAUAAUACUUCAGUAAGUGUUGAAAUAAUUGAUGAUGUAACCAGUAGCAAUAAAGUCACAAAAUUAAUUCCAUUUAUAACUCCUACUCUACAAGAAUCAAAAAUUUCAGAAUUCAACAAAACAUUGCAGGAACUAAGCGAGUCUUCUGUUAUGGAGUGUGCUGCAGAAAACCAAAGUAUAUCAGUCUGUAAGUUUAUAGUAAAGCUGGCCAAGACUGUUAAUAUAAGCAGUUUAAUAGCACGUUUAAAAGACAGAGCAGAUAUACGCCAAAUUGACCUAUGCCUCUGUUCAGCUCUGCAAUCUUGGCCCUCAACUGCUGAAGAGUUACAAAUAUUGCCAUGUUAUGGACAAGUCACAGUUGGAUGUGCUGCCACUUCCAAACUUGGCCCUUCAGCUUCUCCUACUGCUUCUUCCAGUAAAACUUCUAUUGACAGACCUCCUCAUGAUAUUCAUCCCCCCAAACAUACCACUGUUUUUUCUCCUCCUCUUUCAACCAGACAUAACACUACAAAUCAUCUUUUGACCAACCUUAUUGCUACGCAUUCCACCAUACCUACUAUAAUUCCCCCUGCUACUCCUUCUCCUACACACACCACUACAAUUCCCCCUGCUACAUCUUCUCCUACAAGUACCGUUAGCAUUCCUAUGCCUUUCACCAAACAUUUCACUACAUCUCUCACCAAAUCUACCACAAUUUCUCUUCCUACGUCUCCAACCAAACCUGCUACUGUAGUUCCUUCUGCCAUUCCUUCAACCAAACCUAUAAAUGGGUCUUCUGCUCCUUCCACUGAACCUACCAUCCUCUCACCUCCUGGUAUUCAUUCGACCACUGAUAGCCAAGCUACCGGGGCCAAUGGUACAACAGGAAACAUUUUGGAUAAUCUGUCAAAUAUCACACAUACCACGAUUAAUCCCUCUGAAGUUGAGAGCAUAAUAUCCAAAAUGGAAAGUGUUCUGUCAGCCCAGAAAAUAGAGCCAAAAGUUGCAAAAGAGAUGGUCAACACAAUUAGCGAUCUCCUAAAUGCUCCAUUACAAUCCCCAAUGUCUAACAGAAUAAUAAAAAUAGUGGAUGCCAUUGGCUUAAAACUGAACUUUUCAACAGAAUCCAUUAAUUUUACCUCCCCGGCCUUGGCUCUAGCAGUCACCAAAGUCCACAGCAGCAACUUCAGCAAAAUGUCAUUUGCUGUCCAAGAUUCAUCAGAUCUUCAGAUUGCUUUAGGGACCCAAGCACCUAUAAAUAGUGUUGGAGCUAUUGCACUGCCUUCCUCAUUGCUGACAAACUUGUCUUCUGAAGAUAUGCCUCUGGCUUCUAGAAUUAUAUUCAACUUUUUUGAAAAGACAACUCCAUUUCAGGAUUCUUCACUCGAGAAUCUCUCUCUAAUCAGUAAUGUCAUAUCAUCAAGUGUAGCUAACCUCACGCUUAGCAACUUGAAGGCAAAUGUUACUGUCACUCUACAGAACACCAAGCCUAUUCAGGAUAAUUUAACAGUUAGAUGUGCAUUUUGGGACUUUAAUAAAAAUGGUGGCAAAGGAGGCUGGUCAUAUGAAGGAUGCAUGGUUAAAGAAAGGAGAGCAAAUGAAACAGUUUGUACAUGCAACCACCUCACAAGUUUUGGAGUUUUGCUGGACCUGUCCAGAAAUCCUCCUUUAUCACCCAUCCAGACACUGGUUCUGACUUUUAUCACCUAUAUAGGCUGUGGCAUUUCUGCAAUUUUUCUUUCUGUUACUCUUGUAACCUACAUAGCCUUUGAGAAAAUCCGGAGAGACUACCCUUCCAAAAUCCUUAUUCAACUGUGUGCUGCAUUACUUCUACUCAACCUAGUUUUCCUCCUUGAUUCAUGGAUUGCUCUGUAUAACAUACGAGGCCUGUGCAUCACAGUUGCUGUAUUUCUUCAUUAUUUCCUCUUGGUUUCCUUCACUUGGAUGGGCCUUGAAGCAUUCCACAUGUAUCUUGCCCUUGUCAAAGUGUUUAAUACCUAUGUACGGAAAUACAUCCUUAAGUUUUGUAUCGUUGGCUGGGGUGUACCACUUGUAGUGGUAGGCAUUGUAUUGGCUAUAACACCAAAUAACUAUGGGCUUGGAUCAUAUGGAAAGUUUCCUAAUGGCUCACCAGAUGAAUUCUGCUGGAUCAACAAUAACAUUGUCUUCUAUAUUACUGUCGUGGGAUACUUCUGCAUGAUAUUCCUGUUGAACAUUGGCAUGUUUAUAGUGGUGCUGAUUCAGCUUUGUCGAAUCAAAAAGAAGAAACAACUUGGAACUCAGAGAAAAACCAGUAUUCAAGACCUCAGGAGUGUGGCAGGCCUCACAUUCUUAUUGGGAAUUACUUGGGGAUUUGCCUUUUUUGCAUGGGGGCCAGUAAAUCUGAUAUUUAUGUACCUCUUUGCCAUCUUUAACACAUUACAAGGAUUCUUCAUUUUUAUCUUCUACUGUGUGGCAAAGGAAAACGUCCGCAAACAGUGGAGACGAUAUCUGUGUUGUGGAAAAUUCAGGCUGGCUGAAAAUUCUGAUUGGAGUAGAACUGCUACUAAUGGUUUAAAGAAGCAGACUGUAAACCAAGGAGUAUCCAGUUCUUCCAAUUCCUUACAAUCAAACAGUAACUCUACUAAUUCCACCACACUGCUAAUGAAUAAUGAUUAUUCAGUACACGCAAAUGGGAAUGGUAAUGUCUCCAGUGAGAAGAACGGUGUUUCUUUCAACAUACAGAAUGGCGAUGUGUGUCUUCAUGACUUUUCAGGAAAGCAGCUCGUAUUUCAUGAGAAGGAUGACGCAGACCACAAAAAAACCCGUGUCUCACUCAGAAGGACUUCAAAGAGGGGAAGCCUACAUUUUAUUAAGCAAAUGUGAUUUUUUUCAAAGCACAUUGUUUUACAGUGUAAAACACAGAUUUUUACUUUAACUAUUUUACAUAAUGUGAGAAGACCUGAAACUUAUCCUUGUUUUAUAGAUGGUACUGGAGCCUUGAGGCAGUCAUGUACUGGGUUGAAAAUGAGAGUUAUAAUUGUUUAAAAAGUCAUUGCUACUAUUUGACAAGGUACUACAUCACAAUUGGCACAAUUUCCAAUUUGAUUUCCCAUUCUCCCCUCCCCUCCCCCCAAGGUUUAAAGGAAGGUUUGCUUUUAGACUCUUAUUUUCUCAGUAUAACUACAAUUUGUAUAUCUGAAUACAAUACAUAGUAUUGUAAAUGUAGGUAACUACAAGUUACACUUAAACAAGAUUCUAAAUUAUCUUUCAAAAUGUUAGUUAGUUUCAAAUUGUCUACUACAACAUUUUUAAGAUUAUAGUUGCAGAUUUUAUAACAUUGUAAAUAAGCAAAACAAUAUCCACCUUUAAGCAUUUUUAUGCUAUUUUUUAUAUUUAUUUCUUGUAAUAUAAAUUUAAAAAUAUUCCUUUGUAUAGAAAAAUAAUUGAUAUUUUGUUUUAACUUUAUUGUUAGAAUGUAGCUAAAGUUGAUUAUUUCAAUUAACUUCUGAAGCAUUCUAUAUUUAUAGGUAAUUUGUUCAGUAUGUGAAAUAAUUUACAGUGGUUACAGUGUGAAGAUGUUCACAAGACAGAGAACUGUAAAUAUGAACACUGUCACUAUAGAACCACUGACUGGGACCCAGGAAUACAGUGCAUGGGUGUCUUAUCAAGGGAUAAAACUCCACAGGAGGGAGUGAUGGAUAAAGUAGGCAAUAGGCUAUUAGCUAUAUUCUUGGAGUGAAAUCCUGGCCCCACUGAAGUCAAUGGGAGUUUUGCCAUUGAUUUCAGUGGGGACAUGAUUUCACUCCUAGUGGUCGUAACAGAAAUAAAUAUGCGGCCAGUUUGCAACUGCAAUAUUUAAAAAAAAAUAAUUAUCAUUAAAAAAACAGUAGUUAUUAUUUAGUAGCCAAGCCAAGUGUUUGUUUCAUUAUUAAAUUGUAUAAAAGAUCAGUUUCUCUCACAUCCAGGUUUCUAUUUGUUUUUGGUCUCUGCUGACAGUCAAAUCCUGAGGUCCUUACUCAGUGUUUACUUGUUACCUACUCAACUAAAACUUCUAAUGAUCUGUAGUGAGCGUUUAUGAGGAGAGACUAAAAAGACUGGGACUUUUCAGCUUGGAAAAGAGAUGACUAAGCGGGGAUAUGAUAGGUCUAUACAAUUGUAAAUGGUGUGGAGAAAGUGAAUAAGGAAGU
Molecule: messenger RNA, 5836 nt
Organism: Chrysemys picta bellii (western painted turtle)
Lineage: Eukaryota; Metazoa; Chordata; Testudines; Emydidae
Gene: ADGRG2
Product: adhesion G protein-coupled receptor G2
Biological process (GO): adenylate cyclase-activating G protein-coupled receptor signaling pathway; cell surface receptor signaling pathway
Cellular component (GO): plasma membrane
Molecular function (GO): G protein-coupled receptor activity
Source: RefSeq, a predicted model, not a curated record